Messenger RNA from Nerophis ophidion (straightnose pipefish), 16792 nucleotides. It is a transcript of the gene hs6st1a, whose product is annotated as heparan sulfate 6-O-sulfotransferase 1a. Gene Ontology annotation, molecular function: heparan sulfate 6-sulfotransferase activity. Bases 387 to 1670 code for a protein of 427 amino acids. The record is from RefSeq and is a predicted model, not a curated record. NCBI's taxonomy places the organism in Eukaryota, Metazoa, Chordata, Actinopteri, Syngnathiformes, Syngnathidae. The transcript is spliced from 4 exons. Gene Ontology annotation, cellular component: membrane.
GCUGGAAGCGUGCGCCUCCAUCCGGGGAACUCAGCUCCAUGGCGAUGCGGCGAGCCUGUUGUGCGGGCCGGCCAGGCAAAGUCAAAUAACCCGGGGGAGGGUCGCCAGUCGGAGCUGCGUGAGAGAGGCGAAGUGGGGCGAGCUCCCCUUUGAGUUACAAUGCGUCUUUCACACGCCGCCCCGCUUAUGAGACAACUUCCCCGGACGCUCCUUCGACGCCGUGCGAGCUCCAACUGAGCACCGGGAAAGCGACGCUAUCUGCUGGGCAGGCGGGCGGGCGGGCGGGCGUUUGCCUGCGGGCAUGAAGAAGCCGAGCGCCCCGCUCCUUGCUGGCGCGGUGACCGGGAAAUGGUAGCGUUCUGCGGGCGCCGCAACUGGGCGAGAACAUGGUCGAGAGGAGCAGCAAAUUCUUGUUGAUCGUGGUCGGAUCUGUGUGUUUCAUGCUGAUUCUCUAUCAGUACGUGGCGCCCGGGGUCAUCAAUUUGGGAUCCCCGCACGGCUACUUCUCGGAGGAGGACGAGGGGGACAUCUUCCCCACUCCGGACCCCCACUACGUCAAGAAGUACUUCUUCCCGGUGAGAGACCUGGAGAGGACCAUCGAUUUCCAAAUCAAAGGGGAGGACGUGAUCGUGUUCCUGCACAUCCAGAAGACCGGCGGGACUACCUUCGGUCGGCACCUGGUGCAGAAUGUCCGCCUGGAGGUCCCCUGCGACUGCAGACCGGGCCAGAAGAAGUGUACCUGCUACCGACCCAACCGCAAGGAGACGUGGCUCUUCUCCCGGUUCUCCACCGGCUGGAGCUGCGGCUUGCACGCCGACUGGACCGAGCUCACCAAUUGCGUGCCGGGGGUCCUCAACAAGAAGGAGAGUAAGCAGAAGAAUCUAAGGAAGUUCUACUACAUCACGCUGCUAAGAGACCCAGUGUCCCGGUACCUCAGCGAGUGGAGGCAUGUCCAGCGGGGCGCCACGUGGAAGACGUCGCUGCACAUGUGCGACGGACGCACGCCCACGCCCGAGGAGCUGCCUUCCUGCUAUGAGGGCUCCGACUGGUCGGGAUGCACCCUGCAGCAGUUCAUGGAGUGUCCCUACAACCUGGCCAACAACAGACAGGUGCGCAUGUUGGCCGACCUGAGCCUGGUGGGCUGCUACAACAUGUCCACCGUCCCCGAGAAGAAGCGGGCCCAGCUCCUCCUGGAGUCGGCUAAGAAGAACCUGCGAGACAUGGCCUUCUUCGGCCUGACCGAGUACCAGAGGAAAACCCAGUUCCUGUUCGAGCGCACCUUCCGCUUGCGCUUCAUCAGGCCCUUCAUGCAGUACAACAGCACCCGGGCCGCGGGGGUGGACCUGGACAACGCUACGAUCCAGCGCAUCGAGGAGCUGAACGAGCUGGACAUGGAGCUGUACGACUACGCCCGAGACCUCUUCCAGCAGCGCUACCAGUACACGCGGCAGCAGGAGCGGCGGCUGCAGCGCAUGAAGAACCACAUGCAGCAGAGCCACCAGGGCCUGGGCCUCAGCCUGUGGCCCUCGCGCGGCCGCCAGACCGCCGGCCCCUUGUCCGACAACGGCGAGGAGGAGGAGGCGGGAGGCAGGACGGAGGAGACGGGCGGCGGCGUGAGCAGUCGACUCCCCACUGAGGACUACAUGAAUCAGAUCAUCAACCGCUGGUAGCGGCGGAACUUCGCUGACAAAGACCGCAAAAAAAACAAAACAAAAAAAGAGACUAUUUUGCAUUUAAAGUGUCGCCGAAAAGACCCCUCCCUCGGUCUUUAACUGUUGCCAUGACAACCAGGGCUCGCCCAUAUUUCCGCCCCCCCCGCUGGGUCCCUCUCUCCGUCUCCUGUCUUCAUUAGAGGGUUAUUUUUAUGCCGACGUUUUCCUUUCUUCUCCUCGGGCGAAGGAUCCGUCUACUUCUUGGACACUUUGAAGAGGAUUGAGCUUUUCUCGUCUUUAUACUUUUUUUUAAAGGCCUACUGAAACCCACUACUAGCGACCACGCAGUCUGAUAGUUUAUGUAUCAAUGAUGAAAUAUUAACACUGCAACACAUGCCAAUACGGCCGCUUUAGUUUACUAAAUUGCAAUUUUAAAUUUACCGCAAAGUAUCCUGCUGAAAUGACGCGUGACGUCACCGGUUGUAGCGGACAUGUUCUUCCGGCACCGAUCACGGCUAAAAGUCUUCAGCUUUAAUCGCAUAAUUACACAGUAUUCCGGACAUCCGUGUUGCUGAAUCUUUUGCAAUUUGUUCAUUUAAUAAUGGAGACGUCAAAGAAGAAAGAUGUAGGUGGGAAGCGGUGUAUUGCAGCUGCCUUUAGCAACACAAACACAGCCUGUGUUUCCUUGUUUACAUUCCCGAAGGUGAAGCUUUACUUUGGAACAGAGCGGUCAAGCGAACAUGUCAACCGGCAGGUUUAGGUGAGAAAAUUGUGGUAAUAGGUCGGCUCUUACCGUAGACAUGAGCGGAGCUUGCGUCCUCCUGCAGCUGCGGACUCUCUUACCUCCUCCCACCGGAGACACUGGCGGUUAUCACACCCCUCCGACUUUCAGGUACCAUAUAAUCUCACUAAAACACUAGUAACACGUUUGUUCUUUAAAAAUGUUUUUUUUGUGCCUUUAUGGUUUUUAAGUUAUUCUUUAAUAAAUCACCCCAAACUGAAACCAGACUUUUGUGCUGCAAACAUUUACCAACCGGCAUAGCUCGGUUGGUAGAGCGGCCGUGCCAGCAACUUGAGGGUUGCAGGUUCGAGUCCCGCUUCCGCCAUCCUAGUCACUGCCGUUGUGUUCUUGGGCAAGACAUUUUACCCACCUGCUCCCAGUGCCACCCACACUGGUUUAAAUGUAACUUAGAUAUUGGGUUUCACUAUGUAAAGCGCUUUGAGUCACGAGAGAAAAGCGCUAUAUAAAUAUAAUUCACUUCACAACACAAUAAGCAGAUAAGGGAUUUUCCAGAAUCAUCCUAGUAAAUGUGUCUAAUAACAUCUGAAUCGCUCCCACUGCCCUCAACAUUUUUUUUUUCUAGUCAUUCAUUGUCACGUUCCUCAUCCACAAAUCUUUCAUCCUCGCUCAAAUUAAUGGGGAAAUCGUCGCUUUCUCGGUCCGAAUCGCUCUAGCUGCUGGUGGUCAUGAUUGUUGUUUUUUUUUUUUGUGAGGAGCCCUACAGCCAGUGACGUCACGCGCACAUCGUCUGCUACUUCCGGUACAGGCAAGGCUUUUUUAUUAGCGACCGAAAGUUGCGAACUUUAUCAUCGAUGUUCUCUACUAAAUCCUUUCAGCAAAAACAUGGCAAUAUCGCGAAAUGAUCAAGUAUGACACAUCCCUGUUUAAAUAAGAAAAUCCCAUUUCAGUAGGCCUUUAAAAAAGCAGAAUUGUAAAAAAAAAAACAACCCUGAGACCAACAUUGCUGCCUGAAGAUUCCUCCACUUCUUCACUUCCCCCCCCCCUGUUAAAACAUUGGUGUAUAUCAGACCAUAGCCAUCACUGAAGCCCCCCCGACCCCCCCUCCAGAGCGCCUGUUGCUCCACCGCCAUUCGCUUCUUUCCCUUCACACCUGGCAGACUUUGACAGCCAAUUACUGGAUCUCACACAGGUUUCGGUGCCGAGGCGUCAAAAGUCAGGCGAAGUACGCUCGGAGCGAGCCGACAAACGCUGGGUAAGAAGCGGUCACCAUGGCAAUAACAGACCCUUAAUUUAGCAGGUGGCAUUUACACGUCCUCCUUUGAGGGGUGGGAAAAAAAAAAAAAAAAGCCGUCACACGAGAGUUUGGCCGCCGUUUGACAGCUUCGGGCGAGGUCGCUGUGCCCCCCGCGUGGCUUCAGGGUUUCUCCAAACUUUUAUUAUCUCAGAAUCCAAAUUUAGGGGGCUAAAAUGUGCAUAAAAUACACAGAAGAGCUCCUUAAAAUGUCCUCACAUGUUGACCCCAAUGUCAAAAAUGUCUGCUUUUUUAAUCAUAUUUUAUUUACGAAUGAUAUUUCUACUUGUUUCAGCAUUUUAAUAUGACAUAACUCAGUUUUACACAACAAGGAUUAGUAUUAUUUGUACUAUUUUAGACAUGCAUCUAGGGAUAGGUUGAUUGGCAACACUAAAUUGGCCCUAGAGUGCUCUAUUAAAAAGGAACAUUAUCACAAUUUCAAAAGGGUUAAAAACAAUAAAAAUCAGUUCCCAGUGGCUUGUUGUAUUUUUUGAAGUUUUUUUCAAAAUUUUACCGGUCCCGAAAUAUCCCUAAAUAAAGCUUUACAGUGCCUUAUUUUCGCUAUCUUCGAAACCACUAUCCAUUUCCCUGUGACGUCAUACAGUGCUGCCGACACAAACAACAUGGCGGUUACCACAGCAAGAUAUAGCGACAUUAGUUCGGAUUCAGACUCGGAUUUCAGCGGUUUAAGCGAUUCAACAGAUUACGCAUGUAUUGAAACAGAUGGUUGGAGUAUGAAAGUAUUGAAGAAGAAUUUUAAAGAAUUUAUUUGUAAAUUACGGUGGAAAAUAAGUAUUUGGUCAACCAUUCAAAGCUCUCACAUAUGGAAGGAGGUUUUGGCUCAAAAUCUCACGAUACAUGGCCCCAUUCAUUCUUUCCUUAACACGGAUCAAUCGUCCUGUCCCCUUAGCAGAAAAACAGCCCCAAAGCAUGAUGUUUCCACCCCCAUGCUUCACAGUAGGUGUGGUGUUCUUGGGAUGCAACUCAGUAUUCUUCUUCCUCCAAACACGACGAGUUGAGUUUACACCGAAAAGUUGUAUUUUGGUUUCAUCUGACCACAUGACAUUCUCCCAAUCCUCUGCUGUAUCAUCCAUGUAUCCAUUUUGGUAUAAACUCAACUUAGCUUUGAAUGGUUGACCAAAUACUUAUUUUCCACCAUAUUUUACAAAUAAAUUCUUUAAAAUUCCUACAAUGUGAAUUCCUGGAUUUUUUUUCCACAUUCUGUCUCUCACAGUUGAAGUGUACCUAUGAUGAAAAUUACAGACCUCUGUCAUCAUUUUAAGUGGGAGAACUUGCACAAUCGGUGGCUGACUAAAUACUUUUUUGCCCCACUGUAUAUCAUUUAUAUAUUUUUAUUUAUAAAACAUACGUAACAUAACAUAUUAAAGGUUUUUAAAGGGGAACAUUAUCAGCAGACCUAUGUAAGCGUCAAUAUAUACCUUGAUGGUGCAGAAAAAGACCAUAUGUUUUUUUAGCCGAUUUCCGAACCCUAAAAGGGUGAAUUUGGCGAUUUAAACACCUUUCAAUUGUUCGCUGUCGGAGCAAUGACCUUUCACCCGUGAUGUCACAUCGUGAAGCGACCCGCCAUUUUCUCAAACACAUUACACACACCAAGUCAAAUCAGCUCUGUUAUUUUCCGUUUUUUCGAUUGUUUUCCGUACCCUGGAGACAUCAUGCCUCGUCGGUGUGUUGUCGGAGGGUGUAACAACACGAACAGAGACGGAUUCAAGUUGACUUACGUGGAGUGUGCUAAUCAGACAUAACAAUGGUCACGGCAUGCUAAUCGAUGCUAACAUGCUAUUUAGGCUAGCUGUAUGUACACAUUGCAUCAUUGUCCCUCAUCUGUAGCUAUAUUUGCAUCCAGCCUUUCCCUCCACCCACAUUUAAUGCCAAACAAACACAUACCAAUCGACGGAUUCAAGUUGCACCGCACCAGUGGUCAAAAGAUGCGAAAGCCCCUCGCACACUUUACCGACGAUAGCGAUACUACGACAGAGAUGGCACAGAGAUGUGUGGAUAUCCUGCGACAGUCAAAGCAGAUGCAUUUCCAACAAUAAAGUCAACAAAAUCACAAAGGUGAGUUUUGUUGAUGUUAUUGACUUAUGUGCUAAUCAGACAUAUUUGCUCACGGCAUGACUGCCAGCUAAUCGAUGCUAACAUGCUAUUUAGGCUAGCUGUAUGUACAUAUUGCAUCAUUAUGCCUCAUUUGUAGCUAUAUUUGCAUCCAGCCUUUCCCUCCACCCACAUUUAAUGCCAAACAAACACUUACCAAUCGUUGGAUAGAAGGCGAUCGGCGAAUUCGUCCGCGCUUCCUCCCGUGCCGCUGUCUGUCGUGAUAUGGCUCAAAAGCUUCGGUUACUUCUUUAAUUUCGUUUUCGGUAUCUACCUCCACACUCCAACCAUCCGUUUCAAUACAUGCGUAAUCUGUUGAAUCGCUUGCGCCGCAGAAAUCCGAGUCUGAAUCCAAACUACUAUGCUAUACCUUUAUGUGCUAUCCGCCAUCUUUGUUUGUGGUGAUGUUACGCUGUGUCGUCACAGGAAAAUGGACGGGUGGAUAUAACGACGGUUAAAAUCAGGCACUUUGAAGCCGUUUUUCGGGAUAUUGCGUGAUGGGUAAAAUUUUGAAAAAAACUUUGAAAAAUAAAAUAAGCCACUGGGAACUGAUUUUUAUUGGUUUUAACCCUUCUGAAAUUUUGAUAAAGUUCCCCUUUAAUGAUAAUGCAAAAAUGUUUAACAUAUAUAGAGUCCUUUCUUUCAUGAAGACAAGAAUAUAGGUCGGAGUAUUACCUGAUUUGGAUGACUUGCAUUGAUUGGCAUCCGACAAAAGUGCGGAUAACGUCGGCAUUUUCAAAUGGAGGAGAACAAAAGUUCCUCCUUUCUGUCCGAUACCACAUGAAAGGGGUUGGUUUUUGGCAUCUUAUUCGUCCAGUUUCCAUACUCGUUUUCAUACACUUUACAAGAAAUCCAUUAGCUCCGUAGCUUGCUAGCUUGUGCACACCAGCUUUCUAAAACUCUUUAUUUUGUUAGCGCAGGCAAGAGGAAGCAGCGCUUUUAUUGUGAAGAUAGGAACUGUGCAGUCGGUCUUUAGAGUUUUGACAGCAGGUACGGCGCGAACGUGUUGAAAUAAAAAGUUUCCCGCCUUUCUGUCUAUCACGUUUUCUUAAUAAUGAGCUCGCAGCAGCCAGUGUCAUCUCACAAGACCCUCAGGUGUCGUGAAUGUCAAUCAAGUGAGGGAAGUGACUGUGACAUGUCUCCAGCCGUCAUCGUGUGGGUUGCAUUGACCAUUGACUCUUGUUUAUUCUUUCAAUAAAAAUGUUUUUUUUUCCAGUCGGUCGCGCCAAUUUCUAGCCCGACCUCCUUUCUUGCUUGUCUCGGCACGCCUUUCGGUGGCCGGUAGCUGCGUCUUCCGCGGGGGCUCAUCUUCUUCUGGGUCGUUCUCGUCGUCUUUGUUGUCCGUCGUUUCCUCUCCUAGUUCUGCCACGAUUGCUCCUCCUUCUCCCCUUUUAUGCUGUAGCAGAAGAUGCAGGGAUUGAGAGCAGGUGUGUCGUUUACGCACCUGACUCUGAUGGCUGCAGUGUCGCUCGAGGCGUGCCCCGCCUACUGGACACCAUCUUGGGCAGGGCCGCUGUUUGUCCUAGCCUACUGUCGGCUCGUCGGCUCCGUCUCUUCACAGUGACGUCUUGGUGAAGAUUGAUGAUCGCUAAUUUUUAGGUCUAUUUUUUUAAAUGCCUGGCUGGCGAUCGACUAACACAUGGGUGUCAAACUCUGGCCCGCGGGCCAAAUUUGGCCCCCCAUGUAAUUUGAUUUGGCCCUUGAAUUAACAUUAGAGCUGGCCCGCCGCCGUAACACCACAUUCACCACUAAUACUCAUACUCGUCAACCCUCCCAAUUUUCCCAGGAGACUCCCGAAGUUCAGUGCCCCAUCCCGAAUUUCUCCCGAUUUCCACCCGGACAAUAAUAUUGGGGGCGGGCCGUAAAAGCACUGCUUUUGUCGUUCUCUACACGUCGCCACGUCCGCUUUUUUUUCCCAUAAAAACAGCGUGCCGGCCCACUCACAAAAUAUAUGCAGCUCAUACACACACACAAGUGUAUGCAAGGCAUACUUGGUCAACAGCCAUACAGGUCACACUGAGGGUGGCCGUACAAACAAGGUUAACACUGUUACAAAUAUGCGCCACACUGUGAACCCACGGCAAACAAGAAUGACAAACACAUUUUGGGAGAACAUCCGCACCGUAACACAACAUAAAUCAAUCAAUCAAUCAAUCAAUGUUUAUUUAUAUAGCCCCAAAUCACAAAUGUCUCAAAGGACUGCACAAAUCAUUACGACUACAACAUCCUCGGAAGAACCCACAAAAGGGCAAGGAAAACUCACACCCAGUGGGCAGGGAGAAUUCACAUCCAGUGGGACGCCAGUGACAAUACUGACUAUGAGAAACCUUGGAGAGGACCUCAGAUGUGGGCAACCCCCCCCCCCCCCCCUCCCCCCUCUAGGGGACCGAAAGCAAUGGAUGUCGAGCGGGUCUAACAUGAUACCGUGGAAAUUCAAUCCAUAGUGGCUCCAACACAGCCGCGAGAGUUCAGUUCAAAGCGGAUCCAAGACAGCAGCGAAAGUCCCGUCCACAGGAGACCAUCUCAAGCGGAGGCGGAUCAGCAGCGUAGAGAUGUCCCCAAUCGAUACAGGCGAGCGGUCCAUCCUGGGUCUCAACUCUGGACAGCCAGUACUUCAUCCAUGGUUAUCGGACCGGGCCCCCUCCACAAGGGAGGGGGGGGCAUAGGAGAAAGAAAAGAAGCGGCAGAUCAACUGGUCUAAAAAGGAGGUCUAUUUAAAGGCUAGAGUAUACAGAUGAGUUUUAAGGUGAGACUUAAACACAACCGGACAAAUACCCAGAACCCCUUGCAUCACUAACUCUUCCGGGAUGCUACAAUAUGCACCCCCGCUACCACCAAACAUCGCCCUAACUCAAACCCGCCGCUGAAAAAAGGCAUUACAUUUGUGUUUUUAUUUUAUUUGAUAUGCCAGUGAUAUUUUUUUAUUAUUAUUAUUUGUAACUGGAUUUUGCAUGUCACUAUAAAGUUAUAUAAGCCUUACUUGGUCAAUAUUCAAUGCAAAACUUGUUUGGGUCCCUAUUAAAGGGUUCAUUUUGUUCAACCUCGGCCCGCGGCUUUGUUCAGUUUUAAAUUUUGGCCCGCUCUGUAUUUGAGUUUGACACCCCUGGACUAACACGUCCUCCGCGAUCGACCGGUAGCUCGCGAUCGACGUAAUGGGCACCCCUGCCGUACAUGGUUGUUAUUCAUCAUUUUUAAACGGGAUAUUUUUGUCAGGGGGGACAAAAUGUGACACUUUCUGUGCCAUUUUAGGCACUUUUAAGGGAGCUAAACGUUUGUCCGAAUGAGCCAAGAAGCUCUUAAUUGACUAAGUUUGGGAAACCCUGGUUUGCUUGGCCAGUAAAAAAAAAAAAAGAAAUAAAAAAAAUCUGCAUUAAAGUCAUUUUUCUUGACUAUUUGUGCAUGGGUGAGUGUGUGUGUAAAUACUAUGUAGGCCUUUGUAAAUAGUGGGCUUGACUGGAUGACUGACACUUUCACCACUAAUUACAAGGCUGUUUUAUUGUUUUCGGUGGUGGUUUUCACCCUCGCAGCCGAUAUACUCAUUCCUUCCUUCAAAGUACUCUCAUCCUUUAUUUAUUUGUUUUGUUUUUGUAGGAAUCCCGCCCCCAAAAUGUCAACACAGGGUUGGGUUCUGAUGGCGACCCCUCUUACUGGUACCAAACAGUAAGCGUUAUCUCGUUUUUUUUAUUUUUUACAUUAAAACAUUACUUUUAAACAAAUAUUAAUAAUUAUUAAGACAUUUUGGGUGUUUUUUUUUUCAAGAGUGUUUUAAUUAACUUUCUUUAAGGAAUGAAUUUGUCAGGCUUGCCACUGACUGUGUUUUAGUUUUUCCUCUGUGUGUGUUUAGUAUUUCCUGAUUUUAGUCCCUGUUAGCGCUCUUAUUUUGUCUGUUUCCUGUUUUUUUUUCCCUGUGCGCUGUUUCUCCUCAACUGUGGGUGAUUGGCACCUGGCCACACCUGGUGUCAAUCAGCCCACUCCUAUUUAUACCAGCUUUGUCUUCCAGUCAGGGCUGGAUUAUUCUGUCAGAGUUAGUUUGUGACGAAUCCCAAGAUGCAGAGAAGGAGGCAGGCAUUGAAUAAGGAAACAUGGUUUAAUAUAAAAUACUAGAACAAAACCAAACAAAGGGUACAAACAUAAAACAUGCACCUGGGCGGAUAACAAAAAAAAAGAGCUAGCAUGGGAACUAGAAAAUAAACGGAGUUUAGCAUGGAAGCUAGCAAAAACAAAAGGCUUAGCAUGGAGGCUAGCAUAAACAGAACAGGGAACAGAAGUCGUUACGUGUUGUACAAAGACAAAAUAGGAAGCAGGGAACCAAAAAACAGUAAGCUACAAACAUCUAACGAAUUAUAGCUUAUCGCUACGCUGCAACGACACGACAGGAGCGACAAUACCAUACAGAAGCAACAUGUAAUACCUGACAAUAAUCCAGCCCUGACUGGAAGACAAAGCAGGUACAAAUAGGAGCGGGCUGAUUGACACCAGGUGUGGCCAGGUGCCAGUCAGCGCAGCUGAGGAGAAACAGUGCACAGGGACAAAAAAACGGAAACAGACAAAAAAAGAGCGCUGAUAGGAACUAAAAACAGGAAAUAGUAAACACAAACAGAGGAAAAACUAAAACACAAACAAACUGUCAGUGGCAAGCCUGAAAGAAUUGAACUUCAUUUUCUGGAAUUAGUAGCCGUGGUUGCUAACAUAUGCUAACUUAAAAAAAAAAAAAUUGUUUUAAUGCUAAUUGAUUUGCUAAAAAAAAUAUCUGUUUUUUGAUUGUAAUCAUUUGACUUUGCCAACAAGUGUAGGAUUAGUGUACCCUAGCCAAAGAUUGUCUAUACAGGCGACGUCCCACCCUUGAAGUGCAGUAGAUCCCAGCUUAAUUAAUUAAAAAUGAUUAAAUUUGUCUGUUUUAAAUGAAUACGGUUACUUAAAAAAAAAGAUUGUUGGCGCCGUCUACUGGGGGAAAAUGGAUAUGAAUUUAUUAUUUUCCCCAAGGCAACAUUUUCCAGCAUGAGGAUGCUUUGACAAAAAUUUCCCAAUUUAAAAUGUUUUAAUAUUUAUUUUUUUUAUUAAAGGGGUUAACAUACUGAAAAGUCAAAGUAUGCAACAGAGGCCAUUUUGAUAUAUAUGUAUAUAUAUAUAUAUAUAUAUAUAUAUAUAUAUAUAUUUUUUUUUUUAUUUUUUUUUUUGUUUGGUAAAAAAGGAAAUACUAAAAAUCUAAUUUAAAAUUAAAAACAAAACUUAUUGUUGGCUUUAUGUUGUAGCGUAUUUUAUGGUUUUGUUUUAUUUUCACAAUAUGCUGCGUACCACAAAUUUGGACACCCCAUGGGUUAAGGCAGGGGUCACCAGGUCGCCCGUAAGGACCAGAUGAGUCGCCUGCUGGACUGUUCUAAAAUAGCUUAAAAAAAAACACUUACCAGUGAGCUGCCACUAUUUUUUUAAUUCUAUUUAUUUACUAGCAAGUUGGUCGCGCUUUGCUCAACAUUUUAAAUUCUAAGAGAGACAAAACUCAAAUAGAAUUUGAAAAUCCAAGAAAAUAUUUUAAAGACUUGGUCUUCACUAGUUUAAAUAAAUUCAUUUAUUUUUUUACUUUGCUUCUUAUAACUUUCAGAAAGACAAUUUUAGAGAAAAAAUACAACCUUAAAAAUGAUUUUAGGAUUUUUUAAACACAUAUACCUUUUUACCUUUUAAAUUCCUUCCUCUUUUUUCCUGACAAUUUAAAUAAAUGUUCAGGUAAAUUUUUUUUUUUAUUGUAAAGAACAAUAAAUACAUUUUAAUUUAAUUCUUCAUUUUAGCUCCUGUUUUUUCGACAAAUAAUAUUUGUGAAAUAUUUAUUCAAAAUUAUUAUGAUUAUGGAAAAUAUUCUGGCAAAUCUAGAAAAUCUUUAGAAUGAAAUUUAAAUCUUAUUUCAAAGUCUUUUAAUUUCUUUAAAAAAAAAAAAUUUCUGGAAAAUCUAUAACAAAUAGUGUUGUCUUUGUUAGAAAUAUAGCUUGGUCCAAUUUGUUAUAUACUCUAACAAAAUGCAGAUUGGAUUUUAAACAUGUCAUCAACAUUCUAAAAUUAAUCUUAAUCAGGAAAAAUUACUAAUCUUUUUUUUAUUUUUUUUCAAAAAAAUUCGAAUUAGCUAGUUUUUAUCUUCUUUUUUUCGGCUGAAUUUUGAAUUUUAAAGAGUCAAAAUUGAAGAUAAACUAUGUUUCAAAAUGUAAUUUUAAUUUUUUUUCCUGUUUUCUCCUCUUUUAAACCGUUCAAUUAAGUGUUUUUUUCAUCAUUUAUUCUCUACAAAAAACCUUCCGUAAAAGGAAAAAAAAUGUACGACGGAAUGACAGACAGAAAUACCCAUUUAUAUAUAUAUACAUAUAUAUAUAUAUAUAUAUAUGUAUUUAUUAAAGGUAAAUUGAGCAAAUUGGCUAUUUCUGGCAAUUUAUUUAAGUGUGUAUCAAGCUGGUAGCCCUUCGCAUUAAUCAGUACCCAAGAAGUAGCUCUUGGUUUCAAAAAGGUUGGUGACCCCUGGGUUAAAGUAUCAAAAAUAUGCAUUUUUAUGACUGCCAUUUUUGUUGUUUGUUCUUGGAAUGUAAUAGCAGGCAUCUACUGUACUCUAUUUCUGCUCUCUCAAAAUAUAAGUUACGUCAUCCAGUGCGAACGAUGUCAUUGUUUCGGUCCUGAUGACCCGGAAAUUACAAAUAAAAAAAAAAGGAAAGUGAAUAUUUUUGUAUUACCGAACACCACAAAAAAUGACAUAAGAAAAAUUAAUUUACACGGUUAAAGUUGCCGUUGGAAUAUUAUGACGGGAAAAUAUUUAAACACAAAAAUGUACUUCAUAUAUUUGUAUUUAACGCACCAAAUACUUUAUUUGGAAUCAGUUGAUAAAGAAAAAUAUAAUUUAAUUUUUUUUAAUCUUUUUUGGGGUCUAUAUAACUGUAUUGUCCGGGCUAUAAUAUAAGACGCACCCACUAAAUUUUAAAAUAUUAAAUAUUUUUCCAUAUUUUAGCAACACCAGACUUUAAGCUGCAGAUAUAUACGUACGAAAAAAUGUUGUAAAUGUUUAUUUCAUUGUUUGCAAACGGUCUCCGUAAAACGGCUGAGCGAACAAAACAGAAGCCCUCGUCAUCGACCCACUAGCUAGCUCUCCAAUCAGCGAAACGGACUCCACGGUGAACAAUUCAAAAAGAACGCCAUUGGAAGUUAAUAAAACUAACACAGACACUCGUAAACGCGUUAGCGUACUAGCUAAUGCUAACGUCUCUGGCUUGGUUACGAUGCGAUAGCACGCCUUUUCAGUGUUUUUCUUCGGAUUUUACGAAAACUAUUCGUGUUAUGGCCGUCGGCGAAGAAAAGUCCGUACAUUAGCCGCACUGUUUUGUAAGCCACAGGGCUCGAAGCGUCGGGCGAAAAAAGUUGUGGAAUAUUAUUUCGGGAAAAUAUUUAAACACAAAAAUCAACUUCAUAUAUUUGUAUUCAACACACCAAAUACUUGAUUUGAAACCAGUUGAUAAAGAAAAAUAGAAUACAAAACAAUCUAUGUCAUUUUUUGGUCUAUAUCACACGUUAGCAUACUAGCUAAUGCUAACGACACUGGCUUGGUUACGACGCGAUAACACGCCUUUUCAGUGUCUUUGUUUGGAUUUUACGAAAACUAUUUGCGUUAUGGCCAUCGGCAAAGAAAAAUCCGUACAUUCGCUGCGCCGUUUUGUAAGCCGUAGGGCUUGAAGCGUCGGGGGGAAAAAAGUUGUGGAAAAUUAUUAUGGGAAAAUAUUUAAACACAAUAAUCGACUUCAUAUAUUUGUAUUUAACACACCAAAUACUUUAUUUGGAACCAGUUGAUAAAGAAAAAUAGAAUACAAAACAAUCUAUGUAAUUUUUUGGUCUAUAUCAUAGGUUAGCGUAAUAGCUAAUGUUAACGACACUGGCUUGGUUACGACGCGAUAGCACGCCUUUUCAGUGUCUUUGUUUGGAUUUUAUGAAAACUAUUUGCGUUAUGGCCAUCGGCAAAGAAAAAUCCGUACAUUCGCUGCGCCGUUUUGUAAGCCGCGGGGCUCGAAGCGUCGGAGGGGGGGAAAAAGUAGUGGAAUAUUACCAGGGAAAAUAUUCAAACACAAAAAUCGACUUCAUAUGUUUGUAUUCAAUAUACCAAAUACUUUAUUUGGAACCAAUUGAUAAAGAAAAAAAGAAUACAAAAAAAGUCGAUGUCAUUUUUUGGUCUAUAUCACACGUUAGCGUACCAGCUAAAGCUAACAACACUGGCUUGGUUAAGACGCUAUAGCACACAUUUUCAGUGUCUUUGUUCGGAUUUUACGAAAACUAUUCGCAUUACGGCCAUCGUCAAAGAAAAAUGCGUACAUUAGUCACGCCGUUUUUGUAGGCCGCAGGGCUCGAAGCGUCGGGGGGGGAAAAAGUUGUGGAAUAUUAUUACGGGAAAAUAUUUAAACACAAAAAUUGACUUUAUAUAUUUGUAUUUAAUACACCAAAUACUUUAUUUGGAACCAGUUGAUAAAGAAAAAUAGAAUACAGAAAAAUCCAUGUAAUUUUUUGGUCUAUAUCACACGUUAGCGUACUAGCUAAAACUAACAACAUUGGCCUUGUUAUGAGGCUAUAGCACGCCUUUUCAGUGUCUUUGUUCAGAUUUUACGAAAACUAUUUGCAUUAUGGCCAUCGGCAAAGAAAAAUCCGUACAUUAGUCGCGCCGUUUUUGUAGGCCGCAGGGCUCGAAGCGUCGGGGGGGGAAAAAGUUGUGGAAAAUUAUUAUGGGAAAAUAUUUAAACACAAAAAUGGACUUCAUAUAUUUGUAUUUAACACACCAAAUACUUUGUUUGGCACCAGUUGAUAAAGAAAAUUAGAAUACAAAAAAAAUCGAUGUCAUUUUUUGGUCUAUAUCAUACGUGAGCGUACUAGCUAAUGCUAACAACACUGGCUUGGUUACGACGCAAUAGCACGCCUUUUCAGUGUCUUUGUUUGGAUUUUACAAAAACUAUUCGCAUUAUGGCCCUCCGUGAAGAAAAAUCCAUACAUUCGCCGCGCCGUUUUUAUAAACCGUAGGGCUCGAAACAUUGGGGGAAAAAGUUGUGGAAUAUUAUUACGGGAAAAUAUUUAAACACAAAAAUCGACUUCAUAUAUUUGUAUUUAACACCAAAUAGUUUAUUUGGAACCAGUUGAUAAAGAAAAAUAGAAUACAAAAAAAUCGAUGUCUUUUUUUAUUUAUAUCACACGUUAGCGUACUAGCUAAUGCUAACAACACUAGCUUGGUUACGACGCUAUAACACGCCUUUUCAGUGUCUUUGUUUGGAUUUUACGAAAACUAUUCGCAUUAUGGCCGUCCGCGAAGAAAAAUCCAUACAUUCGCCGCACCGUUUUUUUAAGCCGUAGGGGUCGAAGCGUUGGGGGAAAAAGUUGUGGAAUAUUAUUAUGGGAAAAUAUUUAAACACAAAAAUCGACUUCACAUAUUUGUAUUUAACACACCAAAUACUUUGUUUGGCACCAGUUGAUAAAGAAAAAUAGAAUACAAAAAAAUCGAUGUCAUUUUUUGGUCUAUAUCACACGUUAGCGUACUAGCUAAAACUAACAACAUUGGCCUUGUUAUGAUGCUAUAGCACGCCUUUUCAGUGUCUUUGUUUGGAUUUUACGAAAACUAUUCGCAUUAUGGCCAUCGACAAAGAAAAAUCCGUACAUUAGUCACGCCGUUUUUGUAAGCCGCAGGGCUCGAAGCGUCGGGGGGGAAAAAAAGUUGUGGAAAAUUAUUAUGGGAAAAUAUUCAAACACAAAAAUCGACUUCAUAUAUUUGUAUUUAACACACCAAAUACUUUGUUUAGCACCAGUUGAUAAAGAAAAAUAGAAUACAAAAAAAUCGAUGUAAUUUUUUUGGUCUAUAUCACACGUUAGCGUACUAGCUAAUGCUAACAACACUGGCUUGGUUACGACGCUAUAGCACACAUUUUCAGUGUCUUUGUUUGGAUUUUACGAAAACUAUUCGCAUUAUGGCCAUCGGCAAAGAAAAAUCCAUACAUUCGCCGCGCCGUUUUUGUAAGCCGCAGGGCUCGAAGCGUCGGGGGGGGGAAGUAGCGGCUUGUAGUCUGGAAUUUACGGUAAGUAGGUUUGUGUGAGUGUUAAUAGUUUUACGUUUCCCCAAGCACAAAAUUAAAAUAUUUAGAAUGUAAUAACAUUUUGUUUUCUACCUCGACUUGCCAUCUUUGAGUACAUACAGUAGCUUUUGUGUAACAACAGCAGCAGUAACACAUGUACCACCGUGUAACAAUCAGUUGGCUAAUAUAUAAACAACAUUAAUAUUUUUUGGGACAUAAAAAGAUCUCCCGCGACCCCAAUAGGGACAAGCGGUAAAAAAUGGAUGGAUGGAUGGGUGAAAAGAUCUCAUUUCAUUACUAAAGAAAUACCGUCUGACAUGUGAGCCGUCAAAACCCAACCCCAGCUUCAAAGAAAAAGCGAAAGCAGCGGGCAUGAAGGAGCCGCAGAGGGAGAAGAGGAUGUAGAAGUGGCAAAGUGGCACCUUUUCAUGGCACAGAAUGUAGUGUCACGUUACUUUCACAUCACUCUGCAUCCGCCUGUGUCCAGCUCUUACACACACUAUGCUGCUCUUUCUCUAGCUCUUUCCAUGGAAAUGCAAUAGAACCCAAAGGGAAAAUGGUGAUUUUUGUUGUUGUUUUGUAUUAACUUCCAAUUGUGCGACACAGAGUGCAGCUCCGCAUGACAUCAUCGUCAUGCCAACCCUUCUGUGAAAAUAUCCAAAUUUCACUGAAAUGAUUCCAGAAUAAUGUCUUAACAGGAGUUUCCAUCGUGACAGGAAAGCGAUCCAAGCGUGGUUAUCCUGGUAUUUUUAUAUUCUUUUUAUUUUUUCAAAUCUGUGUAGAAGAGUGUGAUUGAGACUGUGUUUUUUUGUUUUUUUUGCCGUCUGUCUGCGGCUCCUUGUGUACGCAUCAUUCUGGGCUCUGGUUCUUUUGAUUGCAGCAAUGAAUCAUCAUCAUCCUCAAACCACCAAUUAAAAUAUUUCAUUUUUACAGA